This is a messenger RNA of Marasmius oreades (fairy-ring Marasmius), 855 nucleotides long. RefSeq lists its product as uncharacterized. The record is from RefSeq and is a predicted model, not a curated record. NCBI's taxonomy places the organism in Eukaryota, Fungi, Basidiomycota, Agaricomycetes, Agaricales, Marasmiaceae. The transcript is spliced from 4 exons. Bases 115 to 750 code for a protein of 211 amino acids.
GCCGAGCUCAAAUUUGUCAUCACCUCCACAAAGCUGUUUCUUACCUAUUUCCUUCCACCACUUGACGAGCAUUCUCCAACAAGUCGCUAUAACAUAAACACUACCGAACAUAAUAUGGGUCGGUGGACACAAUACGACGAAGAUUCUCAUCGUCUUCCAGAGGGGUUCAAACGUGUGGGGUACGAUUCAGACAGACAGAUAUACAUUUUUGAAGAUACAAAUGACGGAAGCACCUGGGAAGGCCAAGAGGGUGAAGAAUUCGGCGAGAUGAGAAAAGUCUCAAAUGGCUCUGGUCGCCCACGCCAACGGGAGGAAGACGAUGUAGAGUACGGCGCUGCAAGUGGAAGGUCAGAUGGAUAUGAAAGACUCUCAUCGGAUCCAAAUCAGCCAACCAGGUCGUUCCGUGCUGGCCCAUACCGUACCCUCUUCCCAUUCUUCCUCAUCAUUGCCGUUGUCCUCCUACUCGUUUGGCGAACCGUUAUCGCACCUAAUUGGACGGCAGGUCCACACCAUAAGCUUCCAACCUGCGCUAACCCUGAUCAGACUCAUAUCCACAUUAUCGCAAAUGGAGACACUUGUUGGGAUAUCUGUGAAAGGAGCUGGUGUCGAGGUGGUGUUUGUUCCGGAGGCGGUGUUCAGAAGUGUCUCGAGGUCUUGGAGGAAGAGAAUGAGAAUGACGCAUUGGAUUGUAAACAGCUCGUGGUGGGAGAUGGUAUCUGCGUUCCCAUUCCACAGUCUUCGAUCGCGUGAAAGCAAAGGUAACGAAGGUUUAUGUUGAUUCGUUGACUGCUUCUUUUACUAGGACAAUACAUGUCUGUACAUCUACAUCUUAUGAAGCAUAUCUUUUAUAAGUAU